Anolis sagrei ordinatus is the source of this 780-nucleotide messenger RNA. Its product is annotated as olfactory receptor 6B1-like. Gene Ontology annotation, biological process: G protein-coupled receptor signaling pathway. Lineage: Eukaryota; Metazoa; Chordata; Lepidosauria; Squamata; Anolidae. Gene Ontology annotation, cellular component: membrane. The record is from RefSeq and is a predicted model, not a curated record. Gene Ontology annotation, molecular function: olfactory receptor activity; G protein-coupled receptor activity.
AUGAAAUUGGAAAACCAGACCAGAGUUCAGGAGUUUCUUCUUCUGGGCUUUCCCACUUUCAUGGAAUUUCAGAUGCUACUGUUUAUAAUAUUCCUUAUUGUCUAUAUCCUUACUCUGUUGGAGAACAUUGUCAUUAUUAUGCUGAUAAGGAUUAACAAACAGCUUCAUAAACCAAUGUACUUUUUCCUCAGUCACCUAUCUUUCCUGGAAACUUGGUACAUUUCUGUGACAGUUCCUAAACUCCUGGUUAAUUUUGUCGCAAAGAACAAAAGCAUUUCUUAUGAAGGAUGCAUGGCUCAGCUAUACUUUUUCAUAUCUCUAGUCUGCACUGAGUGUGUUCUCUUGGCUGUCAUGGCUUAUGAUCGCUAUGUUGCUAUCUGCAACCCUCUGCGUUAUCCAGUUAUUAUGACUGCUCAGUUUUGUUUGCACUUAGCUGUUGAGUCCUGGCUUACUGGCUUCCUCAUUUCAAUGUUAAAGGUCCUCUUCAUAUCCCGCUUGAGCUUUUGUGGAUCCAACAUCAUCAACCAUUUCUUCUGUGAUAUCUCACCUUUGCUCAACCUCUCCUGCACAGACCGCACAGUAGCUGAGGUGGUGGACUUCGUUUUUGUCCUCAUUAUCCUCAUAAUUCCACUGUCUAUCAACAUUGGGUCAUAUGUGUGCAUAAUAGGGACCAUUUUACAUAUUCCCACAACCCAAGGGAAAAAGAAAGCUUUUUCCACUUGUGCUUCACACCUCACUGUGGUUACGAUCUUCUUCUCAGCUACCCUCUUCAUAUUUGCA